CACAAAACUGAAAACUUAGUUUAAAAAGAAAGAAAAACCAACCCGACCCCCAAUCUUACUGCCCUCCGUUGCGACAACAGAACCCCCCACCAAGCCCGAAGAAUGACGAACGAAGCCGCAGCCACCACCCAGAAUGAUUUUGCCGGGCAGAAGUUGCAGGAACUUUAUUCGAACUAUGCUGAUGACGCCUGCGAUAGCUUGUUGGCUUUGCGCGCUGUGACUCUUGCGAGCCGAAGUGACGAAUCGCCCAAAGUGUUGGAUACCGAAGAUAGAAAAGUAUGGCACCACCUGAUGGCUAAGAAGGAUUCAUUCAUUAAUGGCGUUCAAACCUUUGCGGCGGAAACCAAAGCGAAACUGGAAAUUGUCGAGGACAGGCUCAAUGAUCCCAAAAACUACCCCAGUCUCAAGGACUGCUAUGGUGGCUUCGAGAGCGACGAGACGAUGAAGCUUGCCAAAAAAAUGCAAGAGGAGUGCAUGGAUCUUCAGUCUGAAUUGAAAGGGUUUCGAGCCCACAUCAUUGAGAAAUAUGGUGACGGCAGAGCCAAAACAAUUGCAGCGUUUUGUGGUGCGGUCUUGGCUUGUAUCGGCUUCAUUGCCGCCAUUGCACUUCACUUGCACCCUGCCGUACUUGUCGCCGAAGCAGCAAUCAUUAUAGGUUGUUUGGUGGGUGCUGGCGUAUUCGGCUUGGGUGCUGUCGGGAUUGCCUUGACACGUACUGAUAUCAAAAGAGCCAACAAGUUUCUUGCGAAUAUCGAGAGUCGCCUCAACACUAUUCGCGGGCUUUUGAUCAAGGUAAGGGCGGACACAAAGGUGCUAAGUGCAGUUGAGGCCCAGCACUGCAGAGCGAAUAUUCGUCGUAUCAUUGAGAAUUGUGGUUCAUUGGAAGGUGCUUGUCAGCAGGCCCUCGAGCCCUACCAUAAUGCAACCAAGUGUGUGCUCAUGUAACAAGCCUGGGCUAUCAGCGAAUAGGUGCCUUGUUUUUGUCUGAUACGAAUUUCGCUGUGAAGACGCAAUGAGUGCUGCUAUCGACCAAAGGGAAGACAGAGAUGAUACGGAGAAAGUGAAUCGGUGUAGUUGCGACUUCAAGCCAAGAAAACAGAAUACGUGUCACGGCCAUAAAUCCACAUCCUUGUCUCUCCAAACCGUACCGUGCCGGUAUCUCUUCAGCCAGAACACCCUCUAAAGCAAGUUAUUUGAUGUAUAUUUGUAGUCUACCGGAUAAGCCAAUGAACCAGCUA
Molecule: messenger RNA, 1238 nt
Organism: Seminavis robusta
Lineage: Eukaryota; Bacillariophyta; Bacillariophyceae; Naviculales; Naviculaceae
Source: the annotation of a GenBank genome assembly